CGAAUCGAAUAGGUUGUCAGUGUGGAAAACUCCGCAUCCAUGUGCGUCGUUCAAAAUCAUCUGUUGAAAGUUUGUUUUUGUGUGACAUUGCAUCAUAGUAUUGGCGAUGAGUUUUCCACUGCUAUCAGGCAGAUCCCUUCUAUUUUUGGAUUACGUCCGGCCGACAGUUACAACACAAUAUGUCCGCUUCAAAUAUGCAGUACAGGGUCGAGCGUUCUUAGAACAGAAGCUGGGAAUUCCACCUAAACCGAAGAAACCCUUAACCACAUAUUUCCGGUAUGUUACUGAGGUUCGGGCAUCGGUUGCGGCAAAACAUCCAACAUUAAAUGUAUGCGAACAAACUGUACUCAUUGCGAAAAUGUGGAAUUCCUUGGAUGCAGCGAGCAAACAAAAUUACUUCAAAGCCUUUGCAAACGACACUGUUGCGUACAGACAAAAACUAGUUGAAUAUUAUGGAAAAAUCACCGAGGACGAUAAACGAAAGCUACAAUCAAAACAAAUGGAACUGAAAAACGAAAUUGAAAUAAAGGAGAAUAUGAUUAAGCAACGCAAGAAAGCAAUUGAACUUGAUCGGCCGGUGAGACCAUUGGGAGGAUACAUAAAAUUCUUCACAGAGGCGACAGAUCGCAAACCGAACGAGACAUGGAAAGACUUUUCGCAGCGGAAAACAUCCGAAUGGCAUAGUCUCAGUGUCAGUCAAAAGGACGCUUACAAAGCACCGGCAGAAGACUUAGAGAAAUUCAAGAGAGCCUACACGAUAUGGAAGGGCAAAAUGAUUAUUUCGGGCAACUAUAACCUCUGUCGUAUUAAGAAAAAUAGGAAAUUUGAAGAUGUAAUAAGUUCCAAAGAGUCGUAAUCUACAUCGUCACACACUAGUGACACAAUUUACCGAAUACAUUCAUAAGGAAUAAAAAUG
Messenger RNA from Bradysia coprophila, 916 nucleotides. Its product is annotated as transcription factor A, mitochondrial-like. NCBI's taxonomy places the organism in Eukaryota, Metazoa, Arthropoda, Insecta, Diptera, Sciaridae. The record is from RefSeq and is a predicted model, not a curated record.